Molecule: messenger RNA, 2459 nt
Organism: Drosophila busckii
Lineage: Eukaryota; Metazoa; Arthropoda; Insecta; Diptera; Drosophilidae
Gene: Vps51
Product: vacuolar protein sorting-associated protein 51 homolog
Exons: 4
Coding region: 131-2329 (732 amino acids)
Biological process (GO): endocytic recycling; Golgi organization; Golgi vesicle transport
Cellular component (GO): GARP complex; membrane; EARP complex
Source: RefSeq, a predicted model, not a curated record
UUAAAGAAUAAACGUAAACAAAAGCAGCCAAGUAUGCAAAACGGGCGACUGCAAUAAAUACAAUUUUAUUUAAUGUAACUGCAAACCACAGAACACACAAAUUCGUAGUGCGAACGCGUUUAUUCGAAAUAUGGACGAUAAAGAGAAUCCCUAUGACAUGGACAGCUCCAGCUUUGAUGCGGACAGAUAUCUGGAGCGCCUGCUCAAGGACUGCUCGCUGCGGCAAAUAAUGGAUACAGAAGCAGCUGUGGUCAAGGAUACACAAACUUUGCACUCGGAUAUGCAGACGCUGGUGUAUGAGAACUACAACAAGUUUAUAUCGGCUACGGAUACCAUACGCAAGAUGAAGGACGACUUUAAGCAAAUGGAGUCGGAUGUUAAUCUGCUAAUGAACAAAAUGCAGUCCAUAACAACGUUCAGCGAGCAAAUAACGGGCACGUUGCAGGGCACACGCUCGCAGCUGUGCCGCUUGAGUGAGAAGCACUCGCUGCUAAAGCGACUGCAAUUUCUAUCCACGCUGCCAGCGAAGCUCAAAGCGCUUAUUGAGGAGCAAAACUAUGCGCAAGCGGUGCAGGAUUAUCUGCAUGCACAGAAGGUAUUCGCGCAGUAUGGCAAGCAGCCUUCAUUUGAUGGCAUCAAGCUGGACUGCGAUGCUAUAAUGGAGGAGCUGAAGCAGCGCCUGCGGCAGGACUUUCAAAAGGCGGGCAAUACAGCGCAAUCGCUAACAGAAAUAGGUGAGCUGCUGCUGCAGCUGGAUGAGCAAACCUCGGAUUUGGCCAGCGAAAUGCUGCGCUGUGCGGGCAAGCGGCUGCAUGAGCAGAUUGUUAUGCUGCAGGAUCAAACCGAGCGCGAUAUGCUGGAGUUUGUGGACAUGGGCAUUGAUGGUUUUCUCAACGAUUUAGCGCUAGUGGUUACCUCCUACUUUGACAUGUUUGUAGCCAAGCACUAUGAGCACGAACGCGACGACUUCCAGGAGCAUGCGCUGCAUGAGCUCAACAUUUUUCUCAAUCAGCAAAUUGACAAGUAUCUGACGCUUGUGCAGGAUCGCGUGGAGUCGGACAUUGGCUUUGGUGAUACGCAAGUUAUGCUGCGCGCCUUGGAUCGUCUGCAUCGUCGUCUGCAGGCAAUGCGCAACAUAUGCCGCGGACUGCAAGUGCAACGCAAUACGCUGGACAUUAUUAUAGCUGCAGCUCAUCAGCUCUGCGAUGCGCAUAGCAAAAGCUUGAAGGAUCACUUUGCGGACAGCUUGAGCGCUGUGCGGCUUUCGUUGGUAUCCGCCAAGAACGAUGUGCAGCUGAACGAUCUCAUCAGCAAUUUGUAUGUAGCCAUGGUGGAGAAAAUCAAGGGCGUGCUGCAGGAUUUGCUCAUAUUUCUGCGCACCGACUGGAGCUUUAACAUCAAGGCGGAGCACAAGGGCGCGCUGUGUGUGGAGGGCAUACGAGAGCAGCUGCUCAUAGGAUUUCUGCGUCAUAUAUCGAAGGUUAUGUGUGGCUUUGCCGAUGCCAGCAGCUCCAGUCCGCCCAAUCUGCUGCUGGUGCUAUCCAAAACGUGUCUGGAGCUGGAGCAACAAGGCGUGCAUAUACUCCUCGCGCUGGUGGAUGAUCUUUAUGAAAUAGACUCGGAGAACAGCGCAACGCUGACGCAUGAAACGGAAAUCUGCGCUGAGAUGCGUGAGACGGCGCAGUCCUUGCUGGAUGCAUAUGUGCGGCUGCAGGGCACCAAUAUAAGCCAAAUGCUGCGCAAGAGCGUGGAGACAAGAGAUUGGCUCAACUGCCUGGAGCCGCGUUCGGUGCGUGCGGUUAUGAAGCGCGUGGUGGAGGAGCUGGGCAGCAUUGAAACCGUUGUGGCCAGCUUGUAUGAGUCGACAUCCGCUGCUGGCUUUCGCACCACAGCCAGCAGCGAUUCCAGUCGCAAAACCUACUUUAGCAACUUUAAUGCCAGCAAGCCGCAGUAUCGCUCCAAUUGGUCCAACUACACACCCUCGCAGCUAGAGUCCAGCUAUGUGUCCAAUAUACAUCGUUUGUUCUCCGAGCGCGUGGACAUUUUUACUUCCGUAGAGUUUAGCAAGGCUUCCAUUGUCAUGGGCAUCAUUAAGAUUGGGCUGAAGACGCUGCUGGAGUGCGUGCGCCUGCGCACCUUUAGCAAGUUUGGACUGCAGCAAAUUCAAGUGGAUGCGCACUAUCUGCAAAUGAAUCUCUGGCGCUUUGUAAGCGACGAAAAUUUGGUUAAUUUUUUGCUGGAUGAAAUUCUGGGCUCUGCAGUGCAUCGUUGUCUGGAGUCGGUGCUAAUGGAACCCAAUGCUGUGGAGAUUAUCUGUGAGCGUGGUUAGUACUACUUCCAAUCAAUAUUAGUCGACAAUACACAUUCCAAUUACCAUAAAUAACUACAACAUUAUAUUUAUUUUGUUAUGCGCUGCUUAGCCUAAGGAUUAAACUAAUAAAAUAUACACAAAAACAAAA